UGGAUCUCUUUCCUUUAAAAACAACCCCUUUUAUAAAAAGAACUAACCAACACUUAUUGAUAUUCACAAUAUCUUGAGUACCUCAUAUUACACAUCGAUUUCACGGAUUGAACUUGAGUUGCAUACACCACUACUAUAUUACUGAUAUAUUUCAGAUUUGUUUUUUUAUUUAACGCUCUGAAUUGCUUAUCAGUACCGUAAUUGCCACUUUUAUUAAUACGAGACACCAACGGCGCACAACAUAACAUCAAUUUAAAACACUUACAAUGACUGAACCAAGCUACGCUGAAGUUGCUCAAGAAGCUGCCGAUGAGAUUACCAGAGAUGCCAACAAGGCUGGCACUAAGGUUGGUGACAAGCUUGAGAAGGACGCCAACAAUGCUAGCAGGGAUGCCGAAAAAGCUGCACAAGACCUGAAGUCUCAAGCUAAGGAUGCUGCUCACAAAGCUGGUGCCACAGCUAAGAAGCUUCAAGGCGACUUGAAGAAGGCUGAGAAAGAUGCUUCUGACAAAAUCAAGAAGGAGUACAACGAAAAGAAGGGCCCUGUGAUUGAAUUCUUCAAGGCUAUUGCCGAGAAAGUUUCUGCCACUGCAAGCUACGUUGUGAAUACCACCACUAAAGGUGCACACAAGGCCACUGAAGAGUUGCAGAACCCUGUUGUUGCUACACAAGCUGUUGUUGCUGUUGGUGCCAUUACCGGAUUGGUUAUUGGAAUCCAGGAACGUGCUAAGAUCUUUAGAUACAAAUCCGACUGUGAAAUUACCGCUAUCUUGGCUGGUUUGGUUGGUCUCGUUGUUCUUGACGGUGUGCUCUUCACGAAGUACUACCCAAAGUAUGACAAAAAGAGCCUCAAAUGAUCCUCUUGAUCAACAACUGCUCCUUUACCAUUAUAAGAAGAACCUUUUUAUAGUCGUGCUUGAUUAGUUUGUUCCUCAUCAGUGGGUCAAACACUAUCCAUAUGCCCCCUUUCAGAUUCUAUAAUUAUAACUACAAUUUCCUUGAAGUGUAAAUCUUGUAAAGCACCCACACUAAUGUUUGGCAAAGCGCAGUAUAUUUCCAGACAACUUGUCAUUGGCUGUAAAGAGGCGCAAAAAUUACAUGUUGCUAUGGCUCACAAGUUUGUGUCAGUUGCUUCCUGCAUUGAAUAAAACCUGUCAUUUGUCUCGUGGCCUUGCUCCCUCCAAU
Molecule: messenger RNA, 1185 nt
Organism: Williopsis jadinii
Lineage: Eukaryota; Fungi; Ascomycota; Saccharomycetes; Phaffomycetales; Wickerhamomycetaceae
Gene: OM14
Product: Om14p
Exons: 1
Coding region: 267-857 (196 amino acids)
Cellular component (GO): mitochondrial outer membrane
Molecular function (GO): nascent polypeptide-associated complex binding
Source: RefSeq, a predicted model, not a curated record